This is a messenger RNA of Siniperca chuatsi (mandarin fish), 6145 nucleotides long. It is a transcript of the gene ltn1, whose product is annotated as listerin E3 ubiquitin protein ligase 1. The record is from RefSeq and is a predicted model, not a curated record. Gene Ontology annotation, molecular function: ubiquitin protein ligase activity; ribosomal large subunit binding; zinc ion binding. The transcript is spliced from 32 exons. The coding region runs from base 129 to 5441 and encodes 1770 amino acids. Gene Ontology annotation, biological process: ribosome-associated ubiquitin-dependent protein catabolic process; rescue of stalled cytosolic ribosome. Gene Ontology annotation, cellular component: RQC complex; cytosol. Lineage: Eukaryota; Metazoa; Chordata; Actinopteri; Centrarchiformes; Sinipercidae.
GACAGGAAGUCUUCUGUUCCGUAACAUGAGCACUGUAGUGGCUUUCGCACUGUAUCACUAAUACUGCCAACGCUGGAAACUACAAAGUUACCACAGGAAACUGAUAUUUUUAAGAUUCAUGCGUAUUCAUGGGGGGUAAGAAUAAACAGCGAACUAAAGGAAAUGUUCGGCCGUCCAGUAGCGGUCGAGCUGCAGAGGUACUGACCCGGGAGGGUGGUGUCAUCCCGGGGUUUGUGGGCUUCGACUCAACGGUCACUUCGGAGCUGAGUUAUGUCCCCGCUGUCCACGGCGCGGAAGAGAUAGACAACCUGGUCGAUCCAGAUUUCCGCCUUGUGCUCAGGAAACUCUCGAAGAGGGAUGUUGUCACCAGACUGAAAGCUGUGCAGGACUUUGGGUCCAUGUGUCAGGAACGGGAUGCUGAAGAGGUUAAAGGGGUCCUGCCAUACUGGCCCAGGAUUUACUGCAAAAUAUCAGUGGACCAUGAUCGCCGGAUCAGGGAGGCCACCCAGCAGGCCUUUGAGCAGCUGGUGCUGAAAGUGCGUCGUAGCUUGGCCCCGUUUCUGAAGAGCUUGAUGGGCCACUGGAUUCUGUCCCAGUGUGACACUUACACACCUGCAGCCUCUGCUGCGUGCCAGGCCUUCCAGGCUGCUUUCUCACCCACCAAGCAGCCUGAGGCUCUCAGCUUCUGCAAGGAUGAGAUCCUCAAUGUACUUCAGGAUAUUUUGUUAAAGGAAACGGCAGACACACUAAGCGAUCCACAAAGUGUGACAGAGGAGGAGAGAGAAGCCAAAUAUUUGCGCAUGCUGACCAGUUCUCUGUUGGGGGUGAAGAGACUGCUCUUCCUGCUGCUCCAGGAUGACAGAACGGCCCUGGAGCAAAGACUAGCAGAUCUUGUUAACUCUGGGAAGUUCUGGAAGUUCAGCAAACACAAGACACCACAGGUGCGAGGGGCCUUUUUCGAGAUGGCGUGUGCUCUGUGUGAGUUCACUCCAGAACUGGUCCAGGCUGAAGCAGCACGACUCUGCCCUGCUGUUCUCCUCAGCAUUGACGACACAGAUCCUGUAGUGCUGCCACCUGUGUGGGAGGCUGUUCUACACGUUGUGUCUACGAUCCCUGAUUGCUGGACACAUGUGAAUGCCAAGAAGGGCUUCUUACCUAAACUUUGGGCUUUACUAAAAGAGGGUGGCAAAGGUAUGGCUAAAGCACUCCACCCUAAUCUAAUGCCGCUCCUAAGCAAACUGCCCCAAGAGGUCACCGAUCCGACCUUGGACUUCUACACUACCUUCUUCACUUCAUUCAUACAAGGUCUGUCUAGUGAGCGUGCAGUGACAAGCCCAUCGGAAAGUGCAGUUAUAGUGACUUCUGCUGUUGAGUGCUUGAGGUACUGCAUACUGCACAAUACAGAAGAAAAGAAGGGUCAGGAAAAAAUACGGAUUAUGCUUAUUUCACAGCAGCUCCUACCACUGCUAGAAAAGGCUCUCGGAAAUCCCUCCCUUCAGAAUGGGCCUCUUUUCCUUUUGGUCACUGAAAUGGUCGUUUCCUGGGAGAUUAGGGCAGGUUUACAUAGUGAUGAUGAAGCAAAUGACAGCAAGGUUGUCUUUCAAGGGCUACUGGCAGACUUCUGGGAGGGGCUUGGUCUUUUGUUAGUGCGUUGUGCCGACAAUGAAGAAGCAGAUCCACAGGCUUUGGAAGGGGUAGCCACCUUGCUGCAAGUAAUGCGUUACCCUGAGAGAGUAAAAACAAAGCACGUCCGGAAGAAGAUAUCUGUCAAGAUAUGUUUCUCUAAGCCAGAGGACAAUGAGAAAACUGAAGUUGAGGGGGAUGGUGUUGAGAAGCCUGUGCAGACAGUGUCGGAGCUUGUGAACGAUAAGGCAUUUAGGUCCCCACAGACCCAGCAUUUUGAGGAUGUAGUGUGCCAGCUGGCACAACUGUGCCUGGUUCAUGUGAAUGAGAAAAACUCGGAGAGACAUCUUGUUUUCCUCUCCCUUCUCCUGCGGUCUUUCCACACACAGAGGGUCUUCAGUACAUUGGUCGAAUUGGAUGAUAAAAUAACAAAGGACGGUGAGCAGCGGGACGAGGUGAAUAUGAAAAAUCCAGCAAUGCAGUUCCUGCUGGAGCGGGUGGUGGUGUGGCUGGCUGAGAAGGGGUGCAGAAACACUGAUCACCUGGUGGAGAUGGUCUUCAGCUCCCUCUACUGCUGCAGCCGGCAGGAGACCACCCGCGUCCUCAACCACAUCACCACGAUGGAUUUACAGUGGGGAAUUAUCCUGCAAAUUAUACAGAGGGCAUGUGUAGAUCCUGAGACUCUUAAGAGCUGUAAUGAUUGGCUGAAAGGUUCAGUUCUGGGCGAGCAACUCCUGGAAUUGACUGAGGAGCUGUGCAAGGUGGGACGCAGUUCUUCCAGUUCUACCUUUUCUACGAGCAACCACAGUUGGACGCUUAUCAGCCUGGUCCUCUCUCAGCACCACAACAAUGAGCCUCUGAUAGGAGAGGUGUACAUGGAGAAGAUCUUAGAGGAGCUCCACACCACUCUGUCUGAGACCAAGAGUCUGUCAGAUGCAGGCAACAUGGAGCCACUCAUCUCCUUCAUCUGUGAUGUGGCCUCCACAUUCUUCUCUUCUGUACAAGACUGUCUUCUACUACCCUCGGCUGAGGAGCUCUUGCUCACUGUCUUUCAGCUCACCGCCCAAGAUCAAACACACACUCACCUGUCUGACUCACUUUUAGAUAAGCUGAGGAAAGUGUGUGUAGCUGGGGUCCAGUCAUUGGUCCAACAUUCUGAAUAUGAGGUCAAGGAAGGUGGUUUCCUGCACAGUGCAGCGCUUUGGGUGACAAACCAACUACUCACCGUCUCUCUGGACGUUAAAAGUUUGCAGGUUCUAGUUCUGGCUGUACAGAGCCUAGUGGAGACAAUCAUCUCUGUCUGCAAUCAAGACUCCCCCCUCCUCGUCCAGUUCCUUUCCCAAUUGACACCCAGCCAGACAGAAUGGACAAGAAUCAGACAAGCCUUACCUCCUCAGUGGGUCAAAAACCCCUUACUGUCCAGCCGUCACCGAGGAGUUUGCGAAAAACCCUCCAAAGACAUCUGGAUGGUUAGGGUGUCAUCUUGGCUGCCAGCCCACCUAUGUGCCUGUGCCCUGGUGGGGAGGGUGACCCGGACGGUUGCAUUCAUACCUCGUGACCAAAAGGAGGCAGAAUGUCCUUCCCACCUGCCAAACCUUAAGUACACAGUUUCAGAACUGUUGUUUGCACUGCAGUGGUGUAAGGAGGUAGAGUACAGCCCUACUAUAGUGUCUGCCUAUCAUAGCGUGCUGACUGACUGGGGGCUGUCAGAUGGAUUCCACAGCCAGGUUCCAAAGAAAGAUCUGCUGGAGACACUCUACUCACGGUCAGUGGAGGAUGGAGGUCUAUGGUCUCUGACUCUAGAAAACUACAUCCACACCAACAACUUGGCAGCCACUCACAGUGCAACCGUGAGGAAGCUUUAUGGCAGUGCAGACAGGUUGUUCCCAGUGUCUCGAAGCAAAAUGAGCACUCUCCAGGUGCUCUGCCCCACCAUGACCAAAGAAGACAGAGAAACUCUCAUUGCUCUGGCUACUGCCGGAAUAAUCAACUGGCAAGAGAAUGACAAUGUGUAUGGGUGUCUGGCAGUGCUGCUGUGCUGUCUUAAAGCCAACACACAAGUAGAGGAGGAGGUUGUGCAGGCUAUCCUGGCCACCGUGAUGGAGUGGAGGAACAGCAAGGAGGACUGGUUCCACUUCGGCAGUGACCUGUCUAAAGCAACUGCAGAACAGUUGAACCUUACUGUGGAGAUGAUGCGUUUCCUGUCCUGGCUGGUGGCUCAUCGUCCAACAGUUCUUGGGGGCAGCCAGUGGGACUUCUUGCUCUGCUCUAUGUUAGCCUGGUUGGAGACUGCCAGCGAAAAUGUGAGCAGUCUAUGGAACCCAUGGGUGCAGCUGUUCGUGUGUGAGAACGCUGCAUUGAUAGUAAACCUGAACCAGUUCUUCACAUCAUCUUUGCCCGAUGAACUGGAGAAGCUGCCGGCAGAACUGGCUGGUGAAUGGACAGACUUCUUUGUGGAAGGAAUCUACAACCUGCUGUUGCCUCUGCCUAUCAAUAUCACAGAAGCCUUCACUGAACCGGAUGACCCUGUGUUCCCUUUGGCGGUACUGCAGUCAGUUGGCAUGGCUCUGACAUAUGUGCCUGUGCAGCAGCUAAAACAGAACUCCCUGCCACCACGGUUCAUAGCGGACCAGAAUACAAACCUGCCAGAGCCCCUCCAGACGCUUCUCAACACUUUCUGUCCCCUGCUGCUGUUUAAGGCCAGGCCUCUGCAGAUCACUGUCUACCACUUGUUAGAAAAGGUCAUGCCUCAGCUGCCUGAGUGUGAUGGAGAGGGAGACAACAACAAGUCUGAUGAUGAUAGAGAUGAGCCAUGUCUUUCUCCUCCAGCAUCUCUGAUGGCCAUCCUGUCAACCUGUGAGGAACUGUGUGAUAGUAUCCUGGCAGGGAUUCAAGUGGGAGAGUUUGCUGUGGUCCAGCCUCUCAGUGUGGAGUACUCCUGCAUCCUGGGGUACUUGCUGGCCUGGAAGCUGCUCCUCACUUUUUUCAAAUCCUCACCCUCCCAUCUGCGUGCCCAUUAUGCCCAGUAUCUUAAGAGAAGCUGCUCCCUUAACAAGCUCCUCCUUCACCUCUUCAAACUGAUGCCUGAGAACCCCCUCUACCCAGGCCAGGGGACAGAAACAAAGGAGACCAAAACCUUCUUUACAGAGAGCUUGUCUCUGUCUGUUGACAAAAGUGAGAGUGUUGAGUGGGAGCUCCCUCAUCUGGCUUGCAGUGUGUACUACAGCACAGUGCAGGACCUGCCUGCCAUGGUGCGGCUGUGGUGGAACAGCCAGGAGAAGAGAGUGAGCGCAGCCGUGGAGAAGUUCACUAUUAAAUACGUCAGUCCUGUUCUCUCAGCCCAGGAGAUCUCAUCUGUCCACGCCAGCACUCAGAUGUUUGACAGCAUGACUGUAAAAGCCCGCUCAGCAGCGCGGGAGGUGAUUGCUACCUAUUCUGUGGAUGAUAUCUUCAUCGAGUUGGUGAUUCAGCUACCACAGAACUACCCUCUAGGCUCGAUCACUGUAGAGAGUGGGAGGCGCGUGGGCGUUGCAGUACAGCAGUGGAGGAACUGGAUGUUGCAACUGAGCACCUACCUCACACAUCAGAAUGGCAGUAUAAUGGAGGGCCUAGCUCUGUGGAAGAACAAUGUGGACAAGCGUUUCGAGGGAAUAGAGGAUUGUAUGAUCUGCUUCUCUGUUAUCCACGGCUCCAACUACUCCCUGCCCAAGAAGGCUUGCCGAACCUGCAAAAAGAAAUUCCACUCAGCGUGUUUGUACAAAUGGUUCACAUCCAGCAACAAGUCCACCUGCCCGCUGUGCAGAGAAACCUUCUUCUAACAUACAGUCUGUUGAUCAUGGCUAAAAGGUUGACAGUUCUUCGGUCAACCAGGACUAGAUCGGUUGUGAUUACAUGAAUAGAGUUAUUAAGAAACUCAUCUAUAUUAACUUCUAAUUUAUAGACACAAUAUGGGUUGAAAUUCUCUCAUAUUGUUUGGUUCAGAAAAUCAUGUUUCAUGUGCUCAGUGGAAGUCUGAACUAAUGUACAGUAAAAUCUAGUGAUAAUUGUAAUUGCCCAUAUUCAGUAGCAUGGGUUAAUAAGCUGUCAACAGUUUAAUACCAGUGCUUUACUGUACUCUAAAUGGGCAGAAUCAGUAGCUCCCUGCUGAUGUUUUUCUGUUAGUAAUAAGUUUUUAUCUUUAGGCACUGUCGUACAUAAGCACCUGUUGAAAUUAGUCAUUUUACAAACUUUAAAAAAGAUGGUCUAAGUAUUGCAAUGCCCAGGACAGGCUUCACAAAUAUUUCCUAAUAUUUAGGAGUGUAAAGAGAUAAUGUCUGAUUAGUGACAUGCCUUAUACCAUUAUGACAUGGUGAGAUCACCUAUGAAAAGCAGGAAAGGGAACUUCUUUAAGGUUUAGUUUUUACAUUUCAAAAUGCCAGUGCUCACAAAUAUCAAAACCUAAUGAUAUGCAUCGUCUCCUGAUGCCUGCAUACAGCUGUAAAUGAUGCUGGAAAGUAAAUAAAAUACAACUGAAUGGAUAUUA